Molecule: messenger RNA, 1064 nt
Organism: Triticum dicoccoides
Lineage: Eukaryota; Viridiplantae; Streptophyta; Magnoliopsida; Poales; Poaceae
Exons: 2
Coding region: 285-815 (176 amino acids)
Source: RefSeq, a predicted model, not a curated record
GUCAAAAGCUCAGGGCUCGAGCAUUCACUCAUCUCACCGGUCACGGACAGGGGCCGGCCGCCGCAGGGCUCCCUUGACCCGCUGCUGCCCUGGCGCCACUGCCACCACCUGCGUCUGCGUCUCGCAGCGCAUAAAGCAGCACCGUCCCGGCCCGCGAAUCUCUCCGCCCUCGACGCCGGAGGGGACAAAUCUUGCAAGUACGCCCAUCGCCCACUACAGUGUCACGCCCGCUGCCGCAGAGCAUCGCAGCGUACGUUCUCGCCGGAAGGGAAGGAAGGACGCCGAUGGACAACGACGCCGGCAUGAUCCCCUCCUCGCCCUCCGCCGAGACGUCGUCCUCUUCCUCCGACAUCGACACCGAGUCCACAUGCUCCUUCUUCCGGGACCGGAGCACGACGCUGGGGACGCUCAUGGGCGUGUCCCUGGCCGACGGGGAGGACCGGCCUCCGGAGACGCAGCAGGCGGCGGACGAGCAGGAGAGGCCCCGCGCGCCGGCGCCGGGGGAGGAGGGCUGGACGUGGCGCCGGAGGUGGAGGCCGCGUCGCGGCGCCAGCUGGUGGCGGCUGUGCAGGGACGACGUCGGCGGCACGACGUCGCUGGCCCACUUCCUGCACAUGGAGAGGCAGCUCUCCGGCGACGGCGGGGAGGUGACGGUGCCGCUGUUCGAGAACGGGAGGGUGCUGCCGUCGUCGUCUGCGACCGCGGUCGUGGAGGAUCAGAAGGCCAAGUGGAAGCUGCGGAGGUCCGCCCAGGGGUCGUUGUCGCUGGCGAGGCUACCGGUGCUGCUCACCGGCAUCUGCAGCGGCGGAGCUUGAGUGCUUACGGUUGAAUGGAACUGUGGAAAUGGUUUCAGCGGGUCACGCUGUUUUUGUUUUUCUUCUGUCAUUUUUUCUGCUCCGUUUCCCUCCUUAACUUUCACACGCGGAUGCAAUUGAUGAACGAUGAUUGUACUGAUGAAUGGAAUCACUACCACAUCAAGUGCCAUGGCGUGAUCCCAUUCUUCUGUAUCCCAAGUCGCAAGGAUGAUCGAAAGAAUUUCCGUUUCUUCGCUGUGACAAUGACAU